Cladophialophora psammophila CBS 110553 is the source of this 1347-nucleotide messenger RNA. RefSeq lists its product as uncharacterized. The transcript has 4 exons. Lineage: Eukaryota; Fungi; Ascomycota; Eurotiomycetes; Chaetothyriales; Herpotrichiellaceae. The record is from RefSeq and is a predicted model, not a curated record. Bases 1 to 1347 code for a protein of 448 amino acids.
AUGUCUGACACAGAAUGCCUCAACCUAAACAUCACUGUUCCGAACGUUCAGUCUCAUGGCAAGGGUCUUCCCGUGUUGGUGUGGGUACACGGCGGAGCACUUUUGGUGGGCUCAGGUACCUGGCCACAAUACGAUUUCGCCGCUCUUGUGCGACAUUCAGUUGGGCUCGGAACUCCAUUUAUUGGAGUUACCAUCAACUAUCGUACAGGUAUCUUUGGGUUCUUGACUUCGGAGGAACUACGCACGGCUGGAUUUAAGGCCAACAACGGUUUGCGUGAUCAGAAGGUUGCGUUCCAGUGGAUUAAGAAGAACAUUGCAGGGUUUGGAGGAGAUCCAAAUCAAGUAACAGCUAUUGGCCAGAGCGCUGGUGGCAUCUCCCUAACCCUUCAGCUGCAAUCGAGCGAGCCACUCUUCCAGCGCCUCGCUGCUAUUGCCGGAACCUGUCUUCUCGGGAGACCGGUUCCAUUAUUUGUGCACGAAAUGGUCUAUAAAGUAUUUUGUGAAGCACAGGGUCUCACCGCUCUCUCUGGACAGGACAGAAUCAAGGCGAUAGAGAAGAUACCCAGCGAGGAGCUAAUUUUCAAGGUUCCUCCUUCCGUCCCAGCACUUCCAGCACUGGACGCAGAUUUUCUUUGCGCCUCGCCUACCUUCCAGAGCGCAGAGGCUUGGUCCAAAGGCGGUGAUCCUGCUAUUCCUGGUCUGAAAUGGUGCAAGGAGCUGCUUGUGGGUGACAUGAAAGACGAUGGCACCAUCUUCGACGGCGCGCUAGCCCACCGCGUACAAGGCAUUGCCAGUGCAUUCGAAGAGAGCCUAAAGCGCAGUAUUCCCCAGCAAGGCAAAGCAAUUGACUCCCUCCUCUCAGCCUACCACAUCUCCAGCUCAACCUCUGAUCGCGCAGCCUACUUAUCCAUUCUUGAGCUGGGAAAUGACAUCGCCUUCUACAUUCCGGAGGAGACCUUCGCACGCCGCUUUCCGGGCACAACGUAUGUGUAUCAUCUAAACGAACCGAACCCUUGGGAUGGACCCUUCAAGGGCUUUGCCUCGCACCUUUUCGACGUCGCGCUCCUGUUCAGAAACUACGAUGCUCAGUUACCCCUGCACGCCAUAGAAGUGGGACACGCAUUCGGAGAUGGCCUGAUAAAAUUUGCUAACAGUCAAGCACCAUGGCAGGCGAGUUCGCAAUCGAAGCCUGUGGCAUGGGUUUUUGGAGGAGAGGCUGGCACAAGCGAGCUGAGGGAGGAUUUUCCGGAGAAGGUUGACAGGAGGAACGCAAUUUUCGAAUUCAAGGACACGCCUGGAUGGGAUGCAUUGCACAUGGCCUGGACUGAAUUUAUCGCCCGAAGGUGA